AUGGGUCGACGGCAAGGCAAUGUAUUUGAUAGAAAAGAAAUAAUGGAUUUAAUGCAACAGCGAUUGGAUGGUUCUAUCAAAAGUUUGCGCGAAUUAAAGGAUAGGAUUGCAGAGGAAACGGGUGAACAGAUUGCACUUACAACACUGUGGCAGCAAAUUCACAAAAUGAGGGGAGAGUUGGUCGAAAAUAAAUCUGGUUAUGCUCGAAUGACUACAUCACGUGUUUCACGAAUUGAUGGUUCGAGAGUUAGUAUCCAGCGGGGAAAUGAUAGUGUUGGUAGACGUGCUCCAUCGAUUGGGGUUGAACUUCCAGAUGCCACUGGCUCUUCAUUACGUCGAUCAACUCGCGCUUCUAAACGGAAAAGCUAUUCACCGGCCCCUAUGUCAUCCAGACUUGAUCCGAAGAAGUCUCGUACUGGCACAACACCAGUAUCUAGUAGCAACAUAACUUUAGUUUCUCAUUCCCUAAGAUGUUUGGGAAUGCCGAAAAAGGAGAAAGUCGUCAGACGAAAAAGAAUUGAUGAGCCACAAAUUUGGGACAAAAAUGUGGAAGAGUCAAUUAGACAAGAAGCUUUGAGACAUGAGGAAGAAACUGCUGAUGAUCCCCUGGCUAAGGCAAAAUCAAAAGUGUGGUUAUUUUGUGAAAAAUUCGACGAAGAUGGUGAAUCAAAAGCAAAAUGCAGAAUUUGUGGGAUGGUUAUGGUACGUAAGCUGGGCUCAACGAGGGCAAUGCUACGUCACCUGCGAAAAAUGCACGACAAUCUCAUUGAAGGUAUCAUAAGACCGGUAACAAAACGUAUUACAGCAAUUGCUGGAAAACCGAGAGGUGAUGAUGGCUUUGAUAUUGAUGAUGAUAGUGCAUGGGUGGAAGAGGUUGAUGAAGAAGAUUUCGACGAUUAUGAUGAACAGCAAUAUGCAGUUGCGCAACAUUGUGUUGAUAAAGGGAAAGUCAUAGCCUACAACAAUUAUUCAGAUGAAGGAGGCCCAUCAUAUGCUGGCGAAGUAUUCAUUCGAGAAGAUGGCUCUUAUGCUGAUGGAGACGAAUUUGUCGACGUGGUAUAUGUGCAAGACGGCACUUCGUUUGAGGAAAUUAUUUCAAAGUCGAAUGAUGGAAGUGCAUUUGUCAAUAACGAAUUACCUGCAAUGGAAAAUAGAAAUGAAGAAGCUGCUGUACCUUCACGUUUGAAACGCAGCAUUUCCGAUUCCGAACUAGCGCGGCCAUCCUCUAGAAAUGGUAACAAUGAUCUUGAGCAUUACGAAGAUACAAAUUUGGAGACAGAUAGAUCAAUAGGAAAUCUAAAUUUGUUAAGUGGAGGAGAAAAAAGGCGACAAGAUAUAGAUGAUGAACACUUUAGCCGCACUAUCACCUCAUCCAUUUUAACAUUCCCUCCAGAGCAACGAGAACUUGUGCGUUGCGCUGUUAUGCAGUGUAUAGAGGAACUGAGAUCGGUUGAAUCAACCACGGCCGAAGAAGCAGAAGUUCAUGAAGUAACCGAUGAAGAACUGGUUCAAAUCUCUGAUGUUUAA
This is a messenger RNA of Brugia malayi, 1527 nucleotides long. Its product is annotated as BED zinc finger family protein. The record is from RefSeq and is a predicted model, not a curated record. Bases 1 to 1527 code for a protein of 508 amino acids. Gene Ontology annotation, molecular function: DNA binding. NCBI's taxonomy places the organism in Eukaryota, Metazoa, Nematoda, Chromadorea, Rhabditida, Onchocercidae. The transcript has 10 exons.